ACUCUCCCGCAAAAAUUGUAUUUAUUCGCUCCGGUAGAACUCCAGGGAGGUUUCUGCCAGCCUGCAACUGCCAGGCAAGGAAGCAAGGAGCUGGCAAUUUUGAGAACCAGCCCUGCCAAAGGCUGAACCCAGAGAUAGGACACUUCUUGGGAAUGUGCACUGAGAGGGGAGAGAAGAUUCAGGAGAAAAGCUGGUUUGGGGGGGAAAGGGGAUGAUUGUCAGAUUGUUUCUUAGGUGCCAAAGGAAUUCAGGCAGCCAGAAAGAAGGGCCUUGAGAGUUUUUGUCUUAUUUUGUUUUUUGAUAAGCGGGAAAUUGUGGACUUGGGACGUGGCACAUCCAUGGAUAUGACUUUUCUUCAUCGGUAAAGGAAGCAACUCUUUGCCAAAUUUCUGAUGUAUGGGUAGAUUUGAGCAGACAGCUUUGGAAACCUCGUGUGGCAUUGAAAAGACUAGCAAGAGCCCAAUUUGGCCCCCUGCAAGAGAUUCCCUCUCCUCUCCUCAGCAGUCCUUCACGUUUGGGUCAGCCAUUGUUUUGAAGGGGCCUCCACGUGUUCUGCAACUCUUGACCCUCCAGCCUUUUUGCCAGGCGAGGAGAUGAAACGGGAAUUGCCAGCUGACCUCCUGCUCUGACCUGGCAGAGCUCGAGUUUUCAUUUUGAGGACCUGCUGGCAGAGGGGAGUGAUUCCCCAGUGUGGGUUGCUUUGGUGUGGCUGACUUUUAUCCAAGACAGAACAGCAAAAUUGCUGGCGAUGGUUACAUGUUGCUUGUGAAUGGGAUUAGCUUGGUGUGACUAGGAGUAAGCUGGGUUGUGCUUCCAGAAGAGACCACGGAAAGGCAACCCCACCAUUCCACGGGUGAUCCAUCUGAUUUCCACCUCUAGAAGGUUGCUUCUCUCUUGCCUUCCCCACCUUGAAGAUGAUGUCCCCAAAAGGCAAGAGACGAUAUUGGAGUUGGUUGGUUCUGGCAAUCCUGAUAUGCCAAGAAUUCCCUAAUUUCCCACUUGCAGUGGCCAAGAAAGAGCGGAAGAAACUGAAGGAGCCUAACCAAUACAUAGAGGCCCUCAACACAACUCUUUCCAACAGUGAAGAAUUAUAUGGACACUCCAAGAUGUUAGAGUCCCCAGACCCGCGCAUCACUGAUCCACGCCGGACAUGGAUUUCAUUUGUACAGCGUCCGGGUGAAGGCAGCAACUCCAAAAAGAAAUGCAAAGGAAAAGAUAAAAAACGUGGUCUUGCUGGACCUCCAGGCCCGCCUGGUCCUCCAGGCCCCCCUGGUUUUCCUGGGGCUGAAGUCACCCAUGAAGUCUUAAUGCAAGAAUUUAAAGAAAUGUUGAAAGAGGCCACUGAACGGCGGGCAUCUCCGGCUCUACCAGCUCCUCCUAGCGAGAUGCCUGUGGUGUUGCUGCCCCUGGAGGAACUGUCCCCCUACCGGCGAGUGGAGGAAGCCUUCCAUUGCAAACUCAAGGGGCAGAUCAUUGUGGACAAGAAAACCUUGAUGGAACUCCAGAACUUUCAGAUGCCUUUAGCUAAAGGGGCUUUUCUUCGAGGAUCUGGACUAAAUUUAACAACUGGGAGAUUUACAGCUUCAGUAUCUGGCAUUUAUCAGUUUUCAGCCAACGUCCAUGUAGACCACAGCGAGCUGAAAAGCAAACUGCAGCUUCGAGCAAGAGACAAUGUUCGGGUACUGAUUUGCAUUGAAUCCCUCUGUCAUCGAUAUACAUCUUUGGAAGUUAUUGCUGGGCUGGAAAGUAACAGUAAAGUUUUUACUGUUUAUGUCCAUGGAUUGCUCCAACUCCAGGCUGGACAAUACACAUCAAUCUUUGUGGACAACAGUGCUGGCGCCCCUGUUACCAUUCAGAAUGGAUCUGACUUUAUGGGCAUGUUCGUUGGCGUCUAAUUCCCAAACAACCUGCAACAGAGAAUGGAGGGGGAGAAAACACAUCUGGACAUUGAUGGACAAGCUUGAGCUUUGAACACUGUCUGCCCAGAGGACCAUCUUCUCUGCCGUUGGUGUUCUGCAGCUGAAUGAAGCAAAUGUCUUUUUUCCUUUCAGGAGGCAUAGCAACACUCCAAGAGAAAGAGGAUGGUUCUUAACACUGAAUCCAAAACCCAGAUCCAGUUUCCUUCCAUUGGCAGAUUCUGAUCUGCCAUCUUGGUUCUGAGAUCCAAGGAAAUCUCUCUCCUUUAAUCCGUUUAAGGCUACGGGGGGCUGAGAAUAUGCUGGGCAUCAGAACUUAUUUGAAGACCCAAUGUGUUCCAUAUAUUGCAUGCCCAGGUAUCUUUUAGAUAGGUGGGACUAGAAAAGACCUGUCUGAUCCUUGGAAAGCUGAUGCCAGUCCAUGUAGACAACACUGAGUUGAUGGACUAACAGAGUUUAACUAACAUUUCUUAUGUCUUCCAUCUUGUGUUCUGAAGCAGCCAAUCAGAAGGCUCUGGGAAAUGUGUCGGUAGGGCAGCAAAACCCUCUCCUUUUCUGUUGCUGAUCUCAAGCAAAUGGUAUUCUCUGACAUGCUGGGAAUGGCCCCAGAGUUCUUCUCUGUUCCAAUUCAAAGCAGGACUUUUUCUGAUCCUCCUCCCAUUAGUUUGAGGAUGGGAGACUUUUAGAUUUACCUUAAUAUUUAAAAAAGUGCUUGCAACCUAGGGCUAACUUGUGCUCCCGGACAUGCGUGUCACGGCUUGGGCGAAAAAGUCUUCCGGCAAGUCCUUCUAUUAGGAGAUGGUUGCAGCGUGGCUGAUUUCAUCUUGAGUAAUUUCCAGAUGGGUAACGCUACAGGGCCUUCCAUAAAUUCCAUCAUAAAUGGAAGCGUGCAUACCUUGGUUGCAGAAAGACCCAAUUUAAUUCUCAGGUCUCCGGGCAGAGCUAGCAAAGCUUCUACCUGAAACUCUGGAGAGCAAUUGAAGUGGCUCAGGAAAAGGCAGUGUCUUACAUUUCUUCCCAAAGGAAGCCUGGGAGAUGAUGAUUGAAAUAAUAUACUGACAAAAUCUCAUCUGAAAAUUUGGACUGUGAGUUAGGGCUAGGGGACAAGACCAUGUCAACUGAAAGUGACACAUCCCCGUUGGCUUAGUUUAAGCAGCAGAAUUGCCUCUUGUCUCUUCUCCCCUGUCAUUUGAGUUACACUUCUGAUACCUGCUUCCGAGCUCAAUUGCAACAGAUGGUACCAGCUGUUUUUACAUUUUUCUACCAUGCCUUGGUACCAGUGUGGCCGGGGUAUAUGUUUUUUAAACAGGUACUUUAAUCGUUAUUAUAAUGGAAAUAAUUGUAUAUUAUUUAAACUCUUCAUGCUUGACCAUAAGAUUCCAGCUUUAGUAUCCAAAGGUCAUGUGAAACCAAACCAAAGCAGCUUGAACAUGAUUGAUUUCUGUUGAGACAGAACUGCUGGCUUUGUUGCGAUCGCUGCAAGUGAAUGGGAAGGAUAAAUGCGAUUCUCUGCCUCGCACAAAAAGAGAUGGAUAUAUAUGGACAAGAGAACUGCAGGAGCGAAUAGUCAACUUUCACCUUUGGAGAUCAAUUGUACAACCUUGGAUUGUUAGAAACUGACAAGGAUCUGACUCAGUACUGUUCUGAAGAUGGAAGCAACCCCAUCCAGACUUUUGUGGGAUUUCAAAGGGCAGAACACAGCAUUGUGUGAAAGAUGGGGCUGCCCCGUUCCCUGUCUAUGACACCUUAAUUUAUCCAUUGUGACAUGUGACUAUGCUUUGUGUCUACCUGUGACCCAAACAGCAGGUCAAAGCUGAAAUGGAUGCUCUUGACUUCUGCCCACCCUGAAGAGGCUGAGUAUUGGUAGUGGUUAAAGCAGGGGGUGAAUUCGCAUUGGCAGCCAUCUGGUCCUAUAGAAAGCAGCAGUGAUUUAGCAAGACUGGGUCCACAGCUCGGUUUUGCCAAGUAGAAACCCAAGUUUUGCAGCAGGCCUGGUUUCUUCAUUUCUUUCUAAAACUUCAGAAAGGCCCAGAUCCAGAGCAACUCCUCCUGUGUAGGUGUGAAUAAUUGCCCAUCAUGGAGGAACCAAUUUGUCAGUAUACUUUCUGGGAGAAAUUAUACAGUAACUAUGGGAAGUUCCUCAGGGAUGUGAAUUUCCCAAGGCUCCAGUCUGAGUUAGGGAGCACGGUAUGCGCUUGAUUUCCCUUUUCUCUGGGGCUGGACAGAGAUAUAUCCUGCGAAACACACAGCGGUGUCGGGAUAGAGAUGAAAUUGGAGAAAGAAUUGCCAUAAGGAUAAAUUUGACAGAAGCUGCCAUUAGGGACAGCAGUCCCAUCUCUUUUCCAAUGUUUGGUCCUGCCCUAGAUGUCUUAAAAAUUAACUUUUUCCUGCUGGCUGGGUGAUACUUUUUAUUUUAUUUUGAGGUUGAAGAAGAUGUCAAAAAAUUGGAGGGGGAAAAAUAUUUCAAGCAAGUGCAACUAUUAUAGCAAAAUGUCUUGGCUUUUCUUUACUGUCUUAUGUUUUAAUAAGAUACAUAAAUAAA
Messenger RNA from Python bivittatus (Burmese python), 4458 nucleotides. RefSeq names its product C1q and TNF related 12 (gene C1QTNF12). Gene Ontology annotation, biological process: positive regulation of insulin receptor signaling pathway; positive regulation of D-glucose import across plasma membrane; negative regulation of gluconeogenesis. The record is from RefSeq and is a predicted model, not a curated record. Gene Ontology annotation, molecular function: hormone activity. NCBI's taxonomy places the organism in Eukaryota, Metazoa, Chordata, Lepidosauria, Squamata, Pythonidae.